UACUCCAACAAACAACCUCGCUAGUCAAAGACGGCGGGCAAAGAAGGUUCAUACCUGCGCACGUCGCCCGACGACAAAGCCCCGGAAAGAAAUGCCAACCUAAUCGACUCACUCGUGUGCGCUCGUCAGCUCUCCACUUCCGUCUCCAUGACAAAAGCCGCGGCAGCCUCCGUUCUUCUUCCUCGUAGUCAUCUGUGUCCCCCGCAUCAUUUAACCGAAGCGUAGCCGACCCGAACGCCACCGCGGGCGUCUCCUCCCAGAAAAUGCACCACCGCUUCCUCCUCCUCCUCCUCCUCCCUCUCUUCCUGUGCCUCGCUCCCAGAGGCACUCCAACCACGGCCGAGGAGCUCCGAAUCCUGUUGCAAUUCAAAGCAUCCCUCCAGACCGCCGCCAACAGCACCGCCUUCCGAUCUUGGGACGCGGGUAACCCCACCUGUAGCUUCGAUGGAAUCAGGUGCGAUUCCGAUGGAUCCGUAUCCGAGAUCGACCUCACGAGCGCUGGCAUUUCGGGCGAGAUACCCUUCGAUUCCCUCUGCCGCCUCCCCUCGCUCUCCGCGCUCUCCCUCGGCUAUAAUGGCCUCCACGGCGCCAUCUCCGAUGACCUCCGGAACUGCACCGGCCUCCGCCGCCUUGACCUCGCCUUCAACCACCUCGCCGGCGCCGUCCCCGACCUGGCGCCGCUCGACAAGCUCCAAGUGUUGAACCUCUCUGAUAACGCCAUCACCGGUGCUUUCCCGUGGAGUUCGCUCGCCGGCCUCACCGAUCUGGAAGUGCUCAGCGUCGGGGAUAACCCCUUCGAUCCCAGUCCUUUCCCGAAGGUGGUUCUGAACUUGACCAAGCUCAACCGGCUCUUCCUCUCUGACAGCAACAUCCACGGCGAAAUCCCGCCGUCGAUCGGGAACUUGACCGAGCUCAUCGACGUGGAGAUCGCCGACAAUUUUCUCACCGGCGGGAUCCCGCCGGAGAUCGCGAAGCUCUCUGGACUCUGGCUACUGGAGAUGUAUAACAACUCGAUCACCGGGACCAUUCCAGCUGGGUUCGGCAACCUCUCCCGACUGGCCUACUUCGACGCGUCGGAGAAUCAAUUGGAAGGCGACCUCUCGGAGCUCCGGCGCUUGACGAACCUCAUCUCGCUACAGCUGUUUCAAAACGACCUCUCCGGUGAGGUGCCGCCGGAGUUCGGGGACUUCCGGUACCUCACCAACCUCUCGCUGUACACGAACCGGUUCAACGGGACGCUACCGGCGAAGCUCGGCAGCUGGACGGAGUUCAACUAUAUCGACGUGUCGACCAACUUCUUCACCGGUGGGAUCCCACCGGACAUGUGCAAGAAGGGCACGAUGAUAAAGCUUCUGAUGCUGGAGAACAGAUUCACCGGGGAGAUUCCGGCCAGCUACGCCAACUGCUCGUCUCUGGUUCGGUUCAGGGUGAACAAAAAUUCGCUCUCCGGGGAGGUUCCCGCCGGGCUCUGGAGCCUGCCCAAUUUGAACAUACUCGACCUCGCCAUCAACCAGUUCGAAGGCCCAAUUGGCGUCGGGAUCGGCAACGCCAAGUCUCUGUACCAGCUGUAUCUCGAUGACAACCAGUUCUCCGGCCAGCUUCCGCUGGAGCUCGGAGAAGCGGAGUCCAUAGUCGGCAUAGACUUGUCGCAUAACGAGUUCUCCGGCGAGAUCCCAGCGAGCAUUGGGGGGCUAAGGAACCUUGUCAGUCUUGAUUUCGAGAGCAACACCUUCUCCGGCGCGAUCCCGGAAGCGAUCGGUUCGUGCCUCUCGUUGAGCUCUGUCAACCUCGCCAAGAACAACCUGUCCGGGCCGAUCCCGACGAGCCUCGGCGAACUGACGCGGCUCAACUCGCUGAAUCUCUCCGACAACCAGCUCUCCGGCAAGAUCCCGGCGACCCUCAGCACGCUGAAGCUCUCCUCCCUUGACCUCUCCAAUAACCGCCUCACCGGCGCCGUCCCCGCGGGUCUCGACAUCGCCGCAUACAGCAGGAGCCUCGUCGGGAACCCCGGACUCUGCAUCGAUGGUGUCGGCGCCAACAACCUCAGCUCGCUCAGGCGCUGCUCUGCCGCCCAGAGCGGCUCCUCGGACGGGCUCCGCACCAUCCUCACCUGCAUUUUCUCGAUCGCCGCCGUCUUCCUCGCCUUCCUCGGCCUCUACAUCGUCCUAAAGAAGCGCCGAGCUGACGCAUGCGGUGGAAGCGGCGGCGACCGCGCCGUCGUGAAGGACCUGUCGUGGGACAUGAAGUCGUUCCGGAUCCUGACCUUCGACGAGCAGGAGAUCGUCGACGCGAUCAAGCCGUACAACCUCAUCGGGAAGGGCGGGUCGGGGGAGGUGUACAGGGUGGAGCUGGCGAGCGGGGAGGUGGUGGCGGUGAAGCAGAUAUGGUGCGACCCGGUGGGGGGAGCGAAGGAGCGGAGCACGGCAGCGAUGCUGGUAGCGCGGGGGCGGCGGAGGCCGGCGGCGAGGGAGUUCGAGGCGGAGGUGGGGACGCUGAGCGCGGUGCGGCACGUCAACGUGGUGAAGCUGUACUGCAGCAUCACGAGCGAGGAAUGCCACCUGCUGGUGUACGAGCACCUUCCCAAAGGGAGCCUCUGGGACCGGCUUCAUGGGUCCACGGAGGCGGGGAAGAUGGAAUUGGGGUGGGAGGAGAGGUACGAGAUCGCAGUGGGGGCGGCGCGGGGGCUGGAAUACCUGCACCACGGCUGGGACCGCCCCAUCCUCCACCGGGACGUCAAGUCUAGCAACAUCCUCCUCGACGACUGUCUCAAGCCCCGCAUCGCCGACUUCGGCCUCGCCAAGGUACUGCACUCCGCUGCCGCCGGAGUAGCAGAGGAGGCAUCCUCCGCUCAUGUCAUCGCCGGCACCCACGGCUACAUCGCCCCAGAGUACGCGUACACAUGGAAGGUGAACGAGAAGAGCGACGUGUACAGCUUCGGGGUGGUGCUGAUGGAGCUGGUGACAGGACGGCAGCCGAUAGAGGCGGAAUACGGCGAGGACAAGGACAUCGUCUACUGGGCGACGAGGAGGAUGAGCAGCCGGGAGAGCGUGGCGGCCGUGGUGGACGGGAGGAUCCCGGAGCGGGCGAGAGAGGAAGCCGUGAAGGUUCUACGUGUCGCGGCGCUGUGCACGGCCAGACUGCCGGCCAUGCGACCGUCGAUGCGGACAGUGGUCCAGAUGCUGGAGGAGGCCACGAGCGGUCGAGCCCUCGCUGCAAUCAUCAGCAAGGGCGACAAGGCGGAGCACGGCGUGUACAUGGCCGAAGGGAAACGCGUGACUGAGAAGCCCGUGAUGUGAGGGAUCCGUUGCAGGUGAUCAUCGAUCUCAGAAAGCCAAGUUUUGGCGCAUACGUUGCAGCACACGGUAGAUCUCUCAGACGAGAAGGCGAGGUGUCGGAUUUCUGCAGCGAGGUUCCAUAUUAGAUGUGCGGUCCAUGUUGUACAGGAUCCAGCGAUCGAGGAGGAGCUUCUCGUUGCGGGCUGUAUCAAAUGCAAUAGGAUUUAAAUCUGUGUCGAUGGGCAUGAAAGCCCAGUAAUAAGAAACUGUGUCGGUCCAGUACAUUCUCAUUGGGUAAA
Molecule: messenger RNA, 3574 nt
Organism: Musa acuminata AAA Group (dessert banana)
Lineage: Eukaryota; Viridiplantae; Streptophyta; Magnoliopsida; Zingiberales; Musaceae
Product: receptor-like protein kinase 7
Exons: 2
Coding region: 264-3296 (1010 amino acids)
Biological process (GO): protein phosphorylation
Molecular function (GO): ATP binding; protein kinase activity; protein binding
Source: RefSeq, a predicted model, not a curated record